Messenger RNA from Monopterus albus (swamp eel), 1291 nucleotides. It is a transcript of the gene xgb, whose product is annotated as x globin. The transcript is spliced from 5 exons. The record is from RefSeq and is a predicted model, not a curated record. NCBI's taxonomy places the organism in Eukaryota, Metazoa, Chordata, Actinopteri, Synbranchiformes, Synbranchidae. Gene Ontology annotation, molecular function: oxygen binding; heme binding. Bases 641 to 1234 code for a protein of 197 amino acids.
UCAACUUGCUACAUUCACAUUUCUAUAAAACUGAAUCUACUGAAUUUACUUGUUCAAAAUGGCACAAUGCUUUUGUUAGAACAAACAAACGAUUAUGCAUCGACUUGCAUUGGACCCUAAACAAGGAGGAAGUACAGUUAGUGUCAACAGCACCCCGGUUCGUGGGACUUAAACCGUGAACUUUAAACGGGUUGCAGCUAAUGGCAGGUUUAUCAUUUGGGCGCGUGUGUCUUUAUUAAUGUGUGGUUGCGAUCUUUCAUUUAAAAGAACUGCACACUGCCUGCCCUCUAACCGGAGCUGCGUCAAGUAACCAAUAAAAAGAGCGACACCGGAAGUCAAUUGGGACGUCCUUCAACAUAAAAGCUUGACACAGCUUAGUGCUUUAUAUGAACCGUGUUCAUCAAAGAGGGGGUUAAAAUUUGAACCAUUGACCAGAACUUGCAGCAGCUGUCUGUUUUUUGACUUGGUAGUAAUCCGCACUACCCACCAGAGGAGGAGUGUGGUUCAAGACGCAGUUGGAGUCCGCGCAUUUAAACCAGAUUCCCGCAACAUCAUAUUUUCUCUGGCACAAAAUCGGUUCGCCCUCGUUUUUCCGGAUUGGGGCAAAAGUAGCGUAAUCGUCCAAAUUUUUUUCUUAAGAAUGGGCUGCGCAAUAUCUGGCCUGGCAGCAAAAACGGAGUUUGAGAUGAAUACAGAAGAUUCCCCUCCUGCGCAUCUCAGUGAGAAUCAGAUUCAAAUGAUUAAGGAGUCAUGGAAAGUUAUUCAGGACGAUAUAGCCAAAGUUGGGAUUAUUAUGUUUGUCAGAUUAUUUGAGACCCAUCCCGAAUGCAAGGAUGUCUUCUUCCUGUUCCGAGACGUGGAGGAUCUGGAGAGGUUGCGGACCAACAGGGAACUCAGAGCACAUGGCUUACGGGUGAUGUCUUUCAUUGAGAAAAGCGUGGCUAGACUGAACCAGCUGGAGAGACUGGAGGCUCUGGCUCUGGAGCUGGGAAAAAGCCAUUAUAAUUACAACGCUCCACCUAAAUACUACAGUUAUGUUGGAGCUGAAUUCAUCAUUUCUGUGCAGCCCAUCCUGAAGGAGAGGUGGACAGCGGAGCUAGAAGAAGCAUGGAAGACUAUGUUCCAGUAUGUGACCAGCCUCAUGAACCAGGGGUACCAGGAGGAGAGCGCCCGGCAGCACCACCUAGCCCUCUCCCCAAAGGACAGACCUGAGAAGAACAACACAGCGCUGUGAAAUGCCUCUUCUCUUCACCACACCGCAGACUGUUUUUACCACUACAACACAGAAGUG